Molecule: messenger RNA, 2189 nt
Organism: Puntigrus tetrazona (Sumatra barb)
Lineage: Eukaryota; Metazoa; Chordata; Actinopteri; Cypriniformes; Cyprinidae
Gene: st3gal7
Product: ST3 beta-galactoside alpha-2,3-sialyltransferase 7
Exons: 7
Coding region: 309-1454 (381 amino acids)
Molecular function (GO): lactosylceramide alpha-2,3-sialyltransferase activity
Source: RefSeq, a predicted model, not a curated record
AUAAAGAAUAUAAAGGGACCUUUGAAACAUGGCUUUUAGGAAUGAUAUCAAGCAUAAUCAUAAACUGAAUUGUGUGGUUGUUUGAACAGUACUAGAUAAAGUACUGUGGUAUACAAAGAGAAGUCUCUGAGACGGAUAAAUGAUUAACUGUGAGGUGGGAUCAGAGUGAGACAAAACACGGCAGUGAAUGAAAGGGACAAAAGAGCAGCUCAUUUUCAAUACAACACAGACAUGUUUCUAUCUCCACACCUGGGAGUAGACGACAGCAUCUGAAAUUAGAGGUGUAGUUAAGAAUUGGUUUGGACAAAAUGGUGACGCUGAAACAUUUGAGCGUUAAUGAUAACGACGAAGACAGCGUUCCUCUGUUACCGGAAGCCAGCAGCUUGGAGAGCGCAACCACCCAACACAGCAGGGCAGAGUCCAGGGAAUUCUUCCUUAGCCGGAGGAACAACUUCAUUUUAAGCAUUGCUCUGUUGCUGAGCUGUUACUCGGCCAUUCUGGUUCCUGCGUAUCUGCCAAGACCAGAGCCCAUCUGGACUAAUGACAGCUCUGCUGAAACUCUGGCUCUGCUGAAUCAGUCAGCGGCUCUGCUGAAUCAGUCCUGUCGCAGCGGCUGGAGCGUGGAGAGGGUGAGAGCGUUGUCUAUACCUGCUGGGCUGCUGAAGAUUCCCGUGUUCCUGGAGAACGGCACAGGAGACUGGGCGCUGCCUCCUCCUCUGGGUCUGCAGGGUAGUGAGGAGAUGGUGGCUCAGGCCCUGAAAGCCCUGCCUUAUACUGCUGUACCCACUGGCCCAGAGACCUGCAGGAGAUGCGUGGUGGUUGGAAGCGGUGGCAUUUUACACGGCAAAAAUCUUGGUCCUCACAUAGACCAGUACAACAUCAUCAUCAGAAUGAACAAUGCUCCAGUAUUUGGAUAUGAAAAAGACGCUGGAUCCAGAACUACCAUUCGCCUCAUUUAUCCAGAAGCGGCUCCUUCUCAGACACAAGAAUACGAGAGUACUGAACUGGUGGCUUUGGUGGCAUUCAAGAGUUUAGAUUUAGCGUGGCUCAAAUCUGUGGUAACCAAAGAACCUUUGAGCUGGUGGUCUAAAUUGUGGUUCUGGAAGGACGUAAUAGACUCGAUCCCUCUUCAACCAGAAAAUGUUCGCAUCCUGAAUCCUGAAAUCAUGUACAGGACGGGGCAGGUGCUGCAGACCUACGCAGAGCAACAGAAAAAGAUGGUGCCGACGCUGGGUAUGACGGCGGUAGUUCUGGCCCUGCAGGUGUGUGACGAGGUGAGUUUAGCUGGAUUUGGAUACGACCUGCAGCACCCUGGAGCUCUGCUGCAUUAUUACGGCUCUCUCCGCAUGGAUGCCAUGAACACACAGGUGGUUCACGACGUCAGCGCCGAGACCAUCUUGCUGCGGGAGCUGGUCAAAUCUGGAGCGGUGAGAGACCUCACUGGUGCACUGUGAUGACUGCGGAAACUAUCCAUGCUUCCAAUAGUUAAGAGAGAUGGCAAACAGCAGAAAACUGUCCAGACACCCGGACUUGAGCAGGCCACCUUCAACGUCACAAAACAAUAGGGUCAAUCUCAACAUUGCUAUUCAUAAUUUUACAAUGUUUAAAAAUGUUAAUAUUUAGGGAAAAUACAACAUAAGACAAUACCCAAUAACAAAAUAAUAUACAAAGGCAUUUAAGUGGACUCGACUAAACCAAACUAAAACUAAACUAAACCAAAAGCUACUAUAGUAGACUUAUAAUAGACCCAAAUACAGCUUUUUAAAGGAUGACAGAAUAUUUUAUCCAAAAAAAUUACUUAUUUAUUUUCUUGCAAAAAAAAACUGAUUACAUAGUGUUUAAAAACAUUUUUUAAAGCAAAACAUUGCGUUUAAAUACAAACAAUACUAUAGCAAAAUAUAAAUGACGUAUUAAUGUUAGUAUCAGUUCUGUGAAAUAUCACAAUUUUAAAACUUAAAGCAGAGUGAAAAAAAUGCACUUACAUUAUUAAAACAUUUUUCUUGAGUUAAUCUUUCUGUAAUUCAUGAUUGACAAAUUUCUGACAAAUUAAAUUUAAAAAAAGUGCUGACAUAAAGGAAGGAGAGAAAUCGCAAUGAAAUUUAUAUGUUUGAAUAAAUUAUUAUCUCCUUUGAAUCAAGUGCAUGUAAUUUAUGUAUUUAACUUUGAAAUAACCAUACUUCAAAACCAUA